This is a messenger RNA of Helianthus annuus (common sunflower), 3543 nucleotides long. RefSeq lists its product as uncharacterized. NCBI's taxonomy places the organism in Eukaryota, Viridiplantae, Streptophyta, Magnoliopsida, Asterales, Asteraceae. Bases 1110 to 3344 code for a protein of 744 amino acids. The record is from RefSeq and is a predicted model, not a curated record. The transcript is spliced from 4 exons.
UCAAAGCUUAGCCAAACAUGCCCUAAUUAAAAAGGAGGAGAAAAAAAUGAAACGCUCUGAAAAUCGCAUCUAGGGUUUCACGAAGAGUCGGAGACCCCAAUUGUCCACUGCAGCAAAUCGUCGAUCUCCCACUUCAUCUCCGUCGACCUCCAGUCCACCGCAACCGUCCCACCUCCGCCGACCUCCAGUCCACUGCAAUCGUGAGAGUCCAAUUGUGUUAGAAAGUGUGCUUGUGAUUACUACCGUUAAAAGACGCGUAAGACUGGAAGAAAACCAAUGGCCUUAGUUCCAACCACCGAAACCGACGGUGCUGUGUUCACCGAAGUCGACAUGGAUUCCUCUGAUUCUAGCUCAACGGUUCGAGCCACUGUUGUCCAGGUUUCAACCAUCUUCUUCGACACCCCUGCUACUCUUGGUUUGGUUCACUUCAUAUAAUAAGUUCAUCAAGCUUGUAUUUUUAUCUAGCUCGCGUUAACUAAAGAACUCAUUGUGUUAUGAAUUUCAAGAUGUUUAGGAUUUAUGCAUCAGUAGAUUGCUUCAUUUUGAUUAGACUGAUUAGCCUUUCACACAAUGCCAGUAUGUGAAUGAUCAGUAAGUUCACCAAUAUUAUUCCGUUAACAGUCUUGUUUGUGGCACUUGCAAUUAGUAUCACAUCAUCAAGCCUGCUAACUACAUUUCUUUACUAAUUUUCAAUAACCAAAUGUUUCUCUGAAUUCACAUUAUCUAGUCACAUAUCAUCUAAAGCUGUUAAUUUUCUAAACAGAACUGAAAUAGAUUGGUUACUGCACAUACACGAACACAUCUUAUUAUUACAAGCACAUAUGCUGAAUGUAUAAAUUUUUUCCAUCAAGCAGUAGUAAGGUGACUUAAUCAAGAAUUUUGUGGGAUGAGAGGAUUCUGUGUGACCCACCUUUCAUAAUCUUGUAUCAAUUGUUGCAGUAGCAAUGGUACAAGUCUGUCUACUAAAGCUUGCAUCAUUCUGCAUCCCAACAAAGUUCAUUUUCAAGGAGUCAAAGUCAAUCAUGUAAUCUUGUUCAGUUUAGUUAAACAGGGAGACUGUACUUACAAAUUGCCUGGAGCCUCAACUGCAGAUGUUGGCAGCAAACUAAAUGAAAGCUUUGGUAACGACAUCUUCAGGAACCGCUGACGCGGUUCGGUGUUCAGAAGAGGUCAAGUCAGAUAAGAAGGGAAAGGGCGUUGUUAUGUCAUCAACAUUUGGUUGUGCAAUAGAUAUAGAUUCAGAUGAUGAUUCCUGUUACGGAAAAGACUAUAUAAAUUUAUCUUCCGACGAGUCUGAAUCCGAGGAUGACUAUGCAGUUUUGCAAUCUCGUUUUGAUAACAUAGAUCUUCCCACUGGAGUAGAAGCUGCCAUUCCACAUUUUGUUGAUUCUAUCAAGAUGAAAAACAAAAUUAAGGUCAAUGGUUCAAAAACAUCAGCAGGUUCAGGUCUGCGGGUACAAAGGAGUGCAAUGAAGGUUCAUGCCGAGCCUGCUAAUGGUUUAAAAAUAUCGGUAGGUUCGGGUCUACUGGUACAAAGGGGCGCAAGGAAGGUUCAUGCCGAGCCUGCUAACGUACUUAGGAAGUAUCGAAACUUCAAAAAGUUUGAUAUUGUUGAGGAUUAUUCGGAUCAUCACUAUUCAGGAUUGACUAAAAAUGUGAGUUCGAUUCUUUCGGGUGCCCUUCCACCAAAGCUACAAGAUCCGGGGAAUCCCAUUAUUUCAAUACAAGUGGGUGAAUUCAAAAUGAGCCGGGCACUUCUAGAUUUUGGUGCUUGCGUGAAUAUCUUACCGGGUAGUUUGUAUGACCAAUACGAAUUCGGUCCACUUCAAGCGUCAAAAUCCACCGUGACGUUGGCCGACUUGACACGCAGACCACUCCGUGGGAUGGUCACCGAUGUAAUUGUCAAGGUCGAGGACUUUUAUUAUCCGGUGGACUUUCUCGUACUUGAUUAUGUCUCUCUAGAUCGAACCAAGCAACCAACGGUUAUCCUUGGUCGACCAUUUUUGGCAACAUCAAAUGCCCAAAUCAAUUGCAAAUCGGGCACGGUCAACAUGACUUUCGGUAACCGUUGGUUGCGGUUAAACGUGUUUUCAGGAUUGACGAAUCCUUUAGUCAACGAUGAAUGCUACAUGGCGGACAGAAAAGAUUAUAUAAAUUUAUCUUUCGACGAGUCUGAAUCCGAGGAUGACUAUGCAGUUUUGCAAUCUCGUUUUGAUAACAUAGAUCUUCCUACUGGAGUAGAAGCUGCCAUUCCACAUUUUGCUGAUUCUAUCAAGAUGAAAAACAAAAUUAAGGUCAACGGUUCAAAAACAUCAGCAGGUUCAGGUUUGCGGGUACAAAGGAGUGCAAUGAAGGUUCAUGCCGAGCCUGCUAAUGGUUUAAAAGUAUCGGCAGGUUCAGGUCUACGGGUACAAAGUGGUGCAAGGAAGGUUCAUGCCGAGCCUGCUAACGUACUUAGGAAGUAUCGAAACUUCAAAAAGUUUGAUAUUAUUGAGUAUUAUUCGGAUCAUCACUAUUCAGGAUUGACUAAAAAUGUGAGUUCGAUUCCUUCGGGUGCACUUCCACGAAAGCUACAAGAUCCGGGGAAUCCCAUUAUUUCAAUACAAGUGGGUGAAUUCAAAAUGAUCCGGGCACUUCUAGAUUUUGGUGCUGGCAUGAGUAUCAUACCGGGUAGUUUGUAUGACCAAUACGAAUUCGGUCCACUUCAAGCGUCAAAAUCCACCGUGGAGUUGGCCGACUUGACAUGCAAAUCACCUCGUGGGAUAGUCACGGAUGUAAUUGUCAAGGUUGAGGAUUUUUAUUAUCCAGUGGACUUUCUCGUACUUGAUUAUGUCUCUCUAGACCGAACCAAGCACCAAUCAACGGUUAUCCUUGGUCGACCAUUUUUGGCAACAUCAAAUGCCCAAAUCAAUUGCAAAUCUGGCACGGUCAACAUGACUUUUGGUAAUCGUCGGUUGCGGUUAAACGUGUUUUCGGGAUUGACGAAUCCUCUAGUCAACGAUGUAUGCUACAUGGCGGACAGUGUUGACGAGUGUAUACCUCUAUCAGACACGGGUGUUGAUGAGGAAAACACAAUGGGGGAAUGUUUUAUGUUCGACAGGUUGCAAACGGAGACAAAUCGAAGCAUAGAUGAGGAGGAAAAGAAGUUGGAGGUUAUGGCAGUAAGGGAAGGAAGGUCCCUGUGGACUCACCAAGUGGGGAGUCUACCAGACAAAAUAGACACAAAAUUAAAGCCUUCCUUGGUAGAGCCUCUAACGGUGGAGUUGAAGGUGUUACCCAAGUAUCUCAAGUAUGCUUGUGUGGGUGAAGGCAAUACGCUCCCGGUCAUUAUUUCAUCAAAAUAGACAAUCAAAGAUUUGAAAAUUCACUAGAUGCUUUGGAAUCACUAUAUGGAAUAAGCGUUUCAUCAAUCCUAAUAAUAUAAGAAAUUAUCAAACCUAUGUCUCCUUACCCUUCUUAGGAUUGUCAUUCGUUGUAAAGGAACCUUUAUAUUUACUAAGAUAAUCCUAUUUUCAUUUGAUAGCCGAUAUAUAUUUUGACGCU